Penicillium cosmopolitanum is the source of this 870-nucleotide messenger RNA. RefSeq lists its product as uncharacterized. The record is from RefSeq and is a predicted model, not a curated record. The coding region runs from base 1 to 870 and encodes 289 amino acids. The transcript is spliced from 2 exons. Gene Ontology annotation, cellular component: nuclear pore transmembrane ring; nuclear outer membrane. Gene Ontology annotation, biological process: protein import into nucleus; spindle pole body duplication. Lineage: Eukaryota; Fungi; Ascomycota; Eurotiomycetes; Eurotiales; Aspergillaceae.
AUGGCCUCCCAAUUUCUACCCUCGACUCCCAAACCCGCUACGCCUGUUGUGGCUCCUGGUUCAGCGUCGGGCACCCCGGGAAAAUGGCGCCAUCCUCAGCUCAACGAGAUCGUGAGACGGCAAGAAGCCUCAACUUUUGGCGAUAAGAACCUGAGGAAGCUCCUGUGGAACGGCGGCGUUUUGACCGCGACCUGGAUAUUCGGGGAUCUCUUCCAGACCUACUCGCGUCUACUUGUCAGCGCCGACCCUAAUUCCGUGUACAACUACCUCCCGCUGUCACUUCUACAGCUUUAUCUUCUUAUCAACGUCGGCUUCGCGCUGUGGCCCCUCUUGCGAUCCAACGACGACUUCUCCGAUAUCCCCCUCACACCUACUCAGCGGGCACUUCUGGGUAUGGACCCUAACGCAACACCGCCUGCGACACCAGGGACAACAUAUGUGACUCCUCCGCGGUACCGAGUGUCUACCUCGCGCAAAGGCAGCCCCGCGAGCGCAUCCGGUCACAGUCCCUCUUCUCCGCUCUCCACAAACCCUGGAUUGUCUGGGCGACGAGUCUCGUCAGGCCCCUUCUCACCAGCAUCGAGUCCGCUUUUCCACAAGAAUGUCGUAAACGAGAGUGGAGCAGGUGGUGGCCGGAGACAGAGCUUUGGGUCGUCUUCCCCUCUUGCUCGUAGCAACUCGUUCAACAACUCCUUCGGCAACUCUUUCGGCACUUCCCUUGGAAUCUCCCUAGGAACCUCUUUUGGAGAAUCGACGAUGGCCCCGAGCACCCCUUCUCCUCUUGCCGGCAAACGUCAAAGCCUGGGACUGAGCAACAAAUGGCUCUACGAGCGCAGCAGACGGUUGUCUGCAAGCAAUGGCACUCUGUGA